Molecule: messenger RNA, 2511 nt
Organism: Chlorella variabilis
Lineage: Eukaryota; Viridiplantae; Chlorophyta; Trebouxiophyceae; Chlorellales; Chlorellaceae
Exons: 17
Coding region: 1-2511 (836 amino acids)
Biological process (GO): protein phosphorylation
Molecular function (GO): ATP binding; protein kinase activity
Source: RefSeq, a predicted model, not a curated record
AUGGCAGCAGCAGCACUCCUUGUCCUCGCCGUCGCUGCCGCCGGCGCUGGUACAGACGAGCGCGACAACUUGGCCCAAGAGGCACUGGUGAUGCAGGGCAUACGGCAGGCGCUGGCCGGCGCCGGCUCGCUGCCUGCCGCCUUGGAGGGCUGGUCGGCGCCCUCUGACGCCCUCCACCAGUGCUCCUGGAGCUAUAUCACCUGCGACGAGGGCCAGCGCAUCGUCAAAGUGAUGCUGCUGAGCGGUUUCCCCGCGCGGGCGGCCAGCCGGGACAUGGUGGCCGUGGCCUCCGCGCUGCACGGCCUGGCCCGCCUGCGCCAGCUGGCAGACCUGGGGCUGGGCCGCAUCUUCGGGGCGCCGCUGCCGAGCAGCCUGCUGCAGGCCUGGGUGCAGCCGGGCGCCUUCCCGCGGCUGCUGAGGCUGCGCCUGGACUGCGCGUGGGAGGGCCCGCUGCCCGACAUCCGCCCCGGCGCCCUGCCGCAGCUGCAAGCCCUGUCCCUCGGCCUGGACGAGCUGCACGCCAGCCUGCCGCCCAGCUGGGGCGCCGACCCGGCCACGCUGCCCUCGCUGCAGCAGCUGGCCAUCCAGGUGCAGGUGGGGGGGCCGCUGCCGCGGCAGUGGGCCUCUGGCUUCCGCUCCCUGCGGCGGCUGUCCAUCCGGGACACCUCGGGAUUCGUGGAGGGCUCCUCGCCACCUGCAGCCGGCUCCUCGGCAGCAGCAGCGGGGCCGCCGCCGCCGCCGCCCCCCCCACCCGUGCUCAAGCACCCGCUGCCGCCGGAGUGGGCCCGCAGCUUCCCGCGGCUGGCCAGGCUGGCCAUCGCCGACCUGCCAAUGGCUGGGUCCCUGCCAGAGGCCUGGGCUGCCGGAGGCUUCCCCGCGCUGUCCACGCUGUCGCUGGCCAACCUGAGCCUCACCGGCACCCUGCCGCCAUACCUCUUCCUGAGCCACCCGGAGCUGAAAGUGCUGCGGCUGCAAGACAACCAGCUGGCCGGGACGCUGCCAGCCGACUGGGCAGCAUCCGAGGUGCAGGAGCUGAUAGCAAGAGGCAACCGCCUGGCGGGCCCUGCCUUCCCGCCCGACUGGCUGCUCCCGGGGUCGCUGCUGGGGCUGCGUGUGCUGCUGCUGGGCGGCAACCCGGGGCUGACUGGCACGCUGCCUGCCAGCCUGGACUGGCCCAUACUCACCGACCUGGGGCUGAAUGGGACGGCUGUGACUGGUGCCGUCCCAGACAGCUGGUGCCAGGCACCGUUUGCUGCAACGCUGACGCACCUCAGCGGCAUUGGCACAGCGGCGGACGCUUCGCUGCCGCCCUGCGUGGCACAUGACAUGCCCAGGCUCGACUUGGAGCCUCGACUUGGCGCCUCGGCAGGCAACCUGACCCGCACCCCACACUCACACAGCCGCAGCGCAGCAGCCUUGAGCCUGGCGGCGCUGCUGCCUCUCGCAGCGGCGGCGGCGGCUGGCGCGGCAGUCAGGGUGCUGUGGCGGCGCAGGCGGCGGCGCCUGCGCUCCCAGCGGGCCAACGACGGCGAGGCGCUGCUGCAGAUGGGCAGUGCGGAGCUGGGCCUGCAGGCAGAUGCGUGGCCAGGCGCAGGCCCGGCACUCAGCACCGGGCGAGGCAGCAGCGGUGACAGCAGCGGGAGGAGCAGCAGCGGCAUGCCGCCGGACUGUGGCCGGCGCUGGGGCCUGGAGACCGCCUCCCUGCAACUGCAGCUGGGGGCGCUGGAGGCACGUGGUGCUUUUGUGGCGGAUGCUGAUGGGCAGCUGGUGGAGCUUGGGGAGGGUGGCCAUGCCGUGGUGUACCUGGCGCGGCUGCAGGGGGUGGAGGUGGCGGUCAAGGUGACGGAGCUGCUGUCUGGCGUGGAAUCACAGAGCAUUUGGCGGGAGACGGCCCUGCUGCGGCGCUGCAUACACGAGCGCAUCGUGCCGCUGUACGGCGUGGCCCUCAAGGGCUGCCUGCUGAUGCUGGCCAUGCGGCUGAUGGAGGGUGGCAGCCUGCGAGCCGCCCUGCAGGAUGAGGGCCGGCGGGAGCGCUUGCACUGGGCACAGGGCGGGUGCCAGGUGGCUGCUGACGUGGCGCAGGCGCUGGACCACCUGCACCGCCAGCUGGGCAUCAUGCACGGCGACCUCAGCAGCGGCAACGUGCUGCUGGAUGGCGGCCUGCGGGGCCACCUGGGAGACCUGGGGCUCGCCUUCUCGGUGGCCAGCGCCGCGCCUGGGGGCGGCGCCCGCGGCUUCUGCCUCACCCACGCAGCCCCAGAGCAGGUGCUGGGAGAGCGGUGCACCUCUGCUGCCGACAUGUAUAGCUAUGGAGUGCUGCUGGUUGAGCUGACCACGCGGCAGGCGGUGCACCGGCGUGGCACCUGGCACCUGCCGCACGCGCCCGAAGAGUGCCCGCAGGGCGUGCUGGCGCUGAUAGAGGCCUGCCUGUCACACGCCCCGCGGGCCCGCCCCACUGCGGCAGAGGCGCUGCAGCGGCUGCGGCAAUUGGAAUGGGGAGGGGCAUGCUGA